Molecule: messenger RNA, 1755 nt
Organism: Amaranthus tricolor (Joseph's coat)
Lineage: Eukaryota; Viridiplantae; Streptophyta; Magnoliopsida; Caryophyllales; Amaranthaceae
Product: ethylene-responsive transcription factor RAP2-12-like
Exons: 2
Coding region: 168-1307 (379 amino acids)
Biological process (GO): ethylene-activated signaling pathway; regulation of DNA-templated transcription
Molecular function (GO): DNA-binding transcription factor activity; DNA binding
Source: RefSeq, a predicted model, not a curated record
UUUUCUCCUAAUCUAAUCACACCUGACAACACACCUGCCCACCUAUAAAUACCCCCAUUUUCAUCCCCAAUCUCAUUUCAUUUUCAUUUCAAUUUACAAAAACCCACAAGAUUUUGGAGCACAAAAAGAGAGUAACCCAGAAAAAGUGGUUGAAGGAGUAAUCAAUCAUGUGUGGUGGAGCAGUAAUUUCUGAUUAUAUACCCCCUGGUGUAACUCGUCGUUUGACUGCUGAUUAUCUAUGGCCUGAUCUCAACUCUGCUAAGACUAACAAGGGUAAUUCUGGUUAUUCUAAGCCCUUGAGAUCUAAAGAUGAUGAUGAUUAUGAUGAUACUGAUGCUGAUAAAGCUUUUGAAGCUGAUUUUCUCGACUUUAAAGAUGAGUCUGAUGAAGAAACUUUCAUGAAAUCAAAGGAUUCUAAACCCUUCUCUUUUGGGGUUUUUAAGCCUAAACAACCCAUCAAUGGACUGAAGUCAGCCGAUUUCAAUAGUCAGGCUGAGAAGUCUUCCAAAAGAAAGAGAAAAAACCAGUAUCGUGGUAUCAGACAACGUCCAUGGGGUAAGUGGGCUGCUGAGAUCCGUGACCCAAGGAAGGGUGUUCGAGUUUGGCUCGGAACAUUCAACACUGCUGAAGAAGCUGCUAGAGCCUAUGAUGCUGAGGCACGCAGGAUUCGUGGUAAGAAGGCCAAGGUGAAUUUCCCCGAAGAAGCUCCCGUAGCAUCUGCUACUCCUAGGCGUACUGUCAAAGCCCGUUCCCAAAAAGCUGCUGCCAAGACAAAUCCAAUCGCUUUCUCUCCAAACAUUAGCCAGAACUUCAACAUCUCGAACAAUGCUGAGAAUGAGUAUUACAACAGUUUUGCUUUUGUGGAGGAGAAACCUCAAGUAAUUCCCGCUGUAGAAGAGGUUGCAUUCAAACCCUUUUCCGCUCCUUCUUAUGAAGGAAGUAACACCCUUGAUUGUUCCGACUUCGGUUGGGGAGAGAAUGGCCCCAUAACUCCCGAAAUAUCAUCGUUCUUUGCUUCUGCCCUCGACAACGACGAUUUACACCUCUUUGAUGAUAGGAAUUCAGCAAAGAAGAUGAAAACCGCUUCAGGAGAUGCUAUACCCUUUGAGCAGAACAGUGAAAAGAGCUUGAGCGAGGAGCUGUCGGAUGCUGAUUUCGAGUCUCAGUUGAAGAUCUUGGAGACAACCCCAUAUCUUGAUGAGAACUGGGCUAUUGAGGCUUUCCUCGGAGGCGAUGCAUCCAACGAGUGUAACCCGAUGGAUCUAUGGAGCUUCAAUGACCUUCCUGCUUGGGGAGGAGUCAACUAAGCUCAAGAUGCGAGUUUGGCUCGCGUUUUUAUGUAAAUAAAACAUGUUAGUCACCGUCUUGGUUUUGUUCAAUUUUCAAGAGCUUCUGCUCGAGUCGUGAGUCGUAUGGUGCUUCUUAUAUAAUGCGUAGUGGUGUUGUUUCGCAGCUGCAGUAUUAAGGAAGUACAUAGGUAAAACUAGGUUUGUCCUUCCAUUUGAGAGACUCUUUUAAGUUUCGGAGCUUGUAUUUGCUGUAUUUAUUAUGUCUUGAUGAAGGCUGAACACCUUUAUGGUUUGAAGUUGUGGUCUCACCCCUUUUAAGACCAGCUAUGUGUUGCUUUAUUUUAAUGUUGUAAUGAACUUGGUAUUGUAAUUUGGAAUGUCCAGAGUUUGAACUCUGAAUCCGCAUAUGAUUAUAAUGGAUUAUUCUUUCUAACAUCAAUUUGCUGUUAGAUGUUAUUCUUUUUUA